AUGAAGAUGUUGUUGAUAUUAAUUUUCAUAAUUACUGGGACACAGACUUCCAUGGCUCAGAAACCAGUUCCCAAGCCUGUUGAUAUUAUAUUUUUGGUUUCCAGUAGUAAUACAUCUUUCCCUUAUGUCAAAACAUUUAUUAGUACAGCAAUCAAGAGUUUACCUUUUGGCCCUAAUGAAUAUCGCAUUGCACUUGCUCAAUAUACCGAUAAAGUAUAUAGUGAAUUCCAAUUGGAUACCUACAAAGGGAAGAAUCCAAUGUUAAAUCAUAUCAAAAAGAGAAUGGUACCCAGAGCUGGCCUCUUAAAAACUGGCAGUGCUCUCUACAGAAUACAUGAUAUUGAUUCCUGGAAACCAACUCCUGGAAAAGACAGGUCCAAGAUUUUGAUAGUGAUCACAUCUCAACAAUCUAAAGAUGAUAUAAAAGAAGCUGGCCAGCUACUACAGAAAGCUGGAGUAAAGGUCAUUUCAAUUGGGAUGGAAGAUGCCUCUCCUGAUGAACUACAUCUGAUGGCCACAAAGCCAUUUUAUUUCUUCUUUCCUAGAAUAGAAGACCUUAGUUUAUUUGGUCAGAAUAUUUCUAGGAUCGUAGUUGAUCUAAUCAGCAGCCAAAAUGGAAUGUUGUGUUUCCUUCCUAUUAUAGCAUGUCAUGGUGAUGGAGUUGCUGAUUUGGUAUUUAUAGUGGAUGCAGGUUCUUCACAAACAAACUUUGAAAAGAUGCAGCUCUUUUUAGAAAACCUGGUGUCUUCUUUGGAUGUGAAGGAGAAAUGCAUAAGAAUAGGCCUGGUGACUUUCAGCAGUAAGCCCCAGAUGAUAUUUUCACUGCAGAUGGCAACUGAUGGAAUUCGCGUUUUGCAAUAUAUCCAAGGACUGUCACCUAAGCCAGGAAAAGCCAAUGUAGCUUCUGCCAUCAAUUUUGCAAGGCAGCAGGUCUUCAGUGCCAGUGCUGGAAGUAGGAAGGCUCAAGGGGUAGAACAAAUAGCGAUUCUUAUCAGCCACAGAUCUUCAGAAGAGGGUGUGAAAGAUGCAGCUAAGCUGCUCAGAAGAGCUGGUGUGACCUUGUUUGCCAUUGGCAUUGAAGAGGCCAAUAUUACCCAGCUCACCCAGAUUGCUGCUUACCCACCAUCGCGAUAUGUUACUCAACUAAGCACAUUUUCUCAUUUGCUCAAUAAGUCUAUGGAUUUUCACAAGAAAAUUAUGAACCAAAUAGAGGAAAAACUCUACAUGGAUACCAAAAGAACAGAACUUCUGAAAAAAGGAUGUGUGGAUAUGGAAGAAGCUGAUAUUUAUUUUCUCAUUGACGGUUCAUCAAAUCUUGAUUAUUUUGACUUUGUGGAUCUCAAAUUAUUUUUGAAAGAAGUGGUUAAAUUGUUUACUAUAGGCCCAAAUAAGGUCCGUGUUGGAGUUGUGCAGUAUGCAGAAACCAGCGAGGUGGAAUUUGAUCUUGAGGAAUACAGAAGAACAAAUGAUAUAUUGAAAGCCAUUGAUAACAUUCGUCAAAUUGGUGGGACUCCCCACACAGGAGCAGCUUUGACAUUCAUUCAGCCCCUGUUCAGGAAGUUGCAAGAUCAGCAUUCUAGAAGUGUGCCCUGCCAUCUAAUUGUGUUAUUAGAUCAAAUAUCAAAAGACCAUGUGGAGGAGCCAGCCAAGAGAUUAAGGAAUGAGAAGAUAAAUCUUUAUGCCAUUGGUGUAAGACACACAAACAUGUCUCAGAUCUACACAAUGGCAGAUUCAACUAACCGAGCUUAUUUUGUGAAUGAUUUUGCCUCUCUGAAGUACAUAAAGAAUGAAGUUGUUCGGGAGAUCUGUGCUAUGGAAGUCUGCAAGGAAAAGAAAACAGAUAUUGUAUUUCUGGUGGACAGCUCUAGAAGCAGUGGGGCUGAGGACUUUGAGAAAAUGAAGAACUUCAUGAGGGAGCUGGUGGACAAAUCCGAUGUUGGUCCAGACAGAGUGCGCGUUGGAGUUGUUCAGUUCAGUGGCAAAUACAAAGAAGAAUUCAGACUCAGCCAAUACUUGACAAAACGAGAUAUCAACAAUGCUAUUGGGAGAAUGACUUUUAUGGGGCAGAGCACGCUCACUGGAGGUGCACUGCAAUUUGUGUCCGAUUAUUUCAAGCCUGCCAAAGGGGCACGGCUGUAUGUCAAGAAAGUUCUUAUUUUGAUAACUAAUGGAGAAGCACAGGAUGAGGUGAAAAACCACGCAGAAGCUUUGAGAGAGGAAAACAUCAUAAUCUAUUCAGUGGGGCUGUUCCAGGCUAACAAAACGCAGCUGAUGGAGAUCAGUGGGAAGCCGGAGAUGGUCUUUUAUGUGGAAGACUUUGAGGUUCUAAAGCACUUCAAAAGUGAGAUCCUCUUUGAAAUAUGUAGCCCUUAUGAUGAAUGCCGAAGAAUAGAACGUCUAGACAUUGUUUUUGUCAUUGAUGGUUCUGGAAGUAUAGAUCCCAAAGAGUAUGAUAUUAUGAAAGAUUUCAUGAUUACUUUGGUGAAAAAAUCUGAUGUCAGCCACGAUCGAGUUCAGUUUGGAGCAGUCAAAUAUUCUGCAGAGCCAGAAACAUUUUUCUAUCUCAACAAUUUCAAUACCAAAGCUGCAAUCAUUAAGGCUAUUCAGAAUGAUAAGCCUAUUGGGGAAACAACUUACACCGCCAAGGCGUUGCGACAUUCAGAAAGCCUUUUCUCUAAGAAGCAUGGUGGCCGCAAACACCAGAAUGUUCCCCAAGUUCUCAUAGUGAUAACUGAUGGGGAUUCUCAUGAUGCAGCAGAACUCAAUGACAUAUCGAAGAAUCUCCGGGCUCAAGGGAUCAUGAUCUAUGCUAUUGGGAUAGAAAGAGCCAAGCCAGACGAACUCUUGACCAUGGCAGGAUCUGAAGACAAAUAUUUUUAUGUAAAUACAUUUGAAGGCCUGAAAAACCUCUAUCCCAGAUUAUCUGAUAACAUUUGCGGUGUUUCAAAGCCAGAAUGUGGAAUUCCAGCAGAUCUGGUAUUCCUGAUUGAUGGUUCUAAUAGCAUAAGUGACAGUGAUUUCACUAAGAUGAAGAAUUUUUUGCAAGAUGUAGUUCAUCCAUUUGACACGGGUCACAAAGUGCAAGUUGGUAUUGCUCAGUACAGUGACAGAUACCAGGAAGAAUUCAGCCUGAAUAUUUUCCCACGCAAAUCAGAACUUGAAACUCAAAUCAGACACAUUCAACAGAUGGAAGGACUUCAGACAUACAUUGGUGCUGCCCUUGAGAAAGUGAAGUUCUACUUUACUCCAGAAGGUGGCAGCAGAAUAAGUGAAAAGAUCCAGCAAAUUUUGCUUGUGAUCACCGAUGGCAGGUCACAUGACAGAGUUGUUCAAGCCGCAGAAGAUCUGAGAAAGAAAGGUGUUGACAUAUAUGCCAUAGGAGUAGGGAGAAUUGACCAUUUGCAGCUUAGUCAGAUAGCUGGCUCCUCAGACAGGAAAUACACAGUUGAUAAUUUCAGCGAACUGAAGGUAAUUAAAAAAAGACUAGUUGAUGAUAUUUGUGAGGAAGAAGAUAAAACAUCAUGCUUCAUGGAUAUUGUGGUGGGGAUAGAUGUCUCCUCACAAAGUCAAGGUGAUUAUGUAUUCCACGGACAGCCCCAGCUGGAAUUCUAUCUUCCCCAAAUCAUAAGCUCUCUCACAUCUUUGACUAGCCUAAGCUGUACUGCGGGAUCACAGUCACAAACCAGUGUGGCGCUGAAAAUUAAAAACACAGAUCCACCAGUGACGUCAAAGUUCCAAAUUGAUAGUGAAAAACUUAUAAACAGUCUUGUGGGCCCCACCAUCAAGAAUGCCUCUCAUCUUACUGCAGAGUUUUUGGAUUCACUUUGGGAAACAUUCGAAAUCAAAUCUGCAAACAGAAGGAAAGUACUACUAAUAUUUUCAGAUGGCUUGGAUGACAGAAUAGAAAUCCUGGAAGGCAAAUCAGAAGAGUUGAAGAAAAAUGGAUUGGAUGCACUGAUAACUGUGGUUCUGGAAGGAGCUUCAAAUUUUAAUGACCUGCAACACAUUGAAUUUGGAAAAGGCUAUGGCUACAAGACCCAGCUGAAUAUUGGCAUGAGAAACAUUGCCAGUCAGUUGUUCAAAUACAUGAGUAACAUUGCUGAACGGACUUGUUGCUGUGUGUACUGCAAAUGCAUUGGUGAAGAAGGAGAGCCAGGUGACCAAGGCAGAUAUGGAAUGGAGGGUCCUCAGGGUGUUGAAGGAAGCCCAGGACACUUAGGAGAUGAAGGGGCACCUGGUCCCAGAGGGUUGCCAGGACCAGAUGGUGAUAAAGGUUACAGGGGCUGCCGAGGCAAUAGAGGCCCUAAGGGACAAAGAGGAAUAAUUGGCCAGAAGGGAAGAAACGGGGAAGAAGGAUUUGAUGGCAUUAAUGGAGAGCCCGGCUCUCCUGGACUUCCAGGAUUUAAAGGAGAAAAAGGUGACCCUGGCAAUCAGGGCAGCCCAGGAGUCAAGGGAAUGCCUGGUGAAUGUGGUGAAAAGGGUUUUCCAGGAGAUCUGGGUGUCCCUGGCAUAAAUAAUAACAGAGCAGGACCAAAAGGUUUUGAAGGGGAAAAUGGAAGACAGGGUGAAAGGGGACACCUAGGCCCCCCUGGAUUUCCAGGAUCUAAAGGAACCCAAGGAUACCAAGGUAGAAGAGGUCAUCACGGCCCCCAGGGGAGUAAAGGAACCCAUGGCCCAAGAGGUUUUCCUGGACAUCAAGGAUUUAAGGGCCCACAGGGUGAAAAAGGAAUUCGGGGAGUGAAAGGAAUGAAAGGAAAUCAAGGAAGGGAAGGUUUUCCAGGUAUUCCAGGAAGAACAGGUCCAGUCGGCAUUCCUGGGAAAUUGGGACUCAGAGGGAAUAAGGGAGAGUUUGGUGAUCCUGGAAUGAAGGGGAAGAGAGGCUUACCUGGAAUACGGGGGCUAAGGGGGGAUAGUGGUGCAACUGGGUAUGGUAAGCCAGGAAACAAAGGAAUAAAGGGGCAAAAAGGAUUUCCUGGAGAUGUAGGGCAGGAGGGUGAUGUUGGCAACACUGGAAUUCCAGGAGAAAUUGGGCCAAAGGGGAUCCAUGGGCAAAGGGGUCCUGCAGGUGCCACUGGCCAAAAAGGAGCACCAGGAGACCAUGGUCCUCCAGGACACCGGGGUAACAAAGGAACAAAAGGCAUUUCUUCCUUUUCACCAUGUGAGCUCAUUGCUUAUAUUCGGGAGCACAGCUCUUGCUACCAAGGUAAGUCAGAAUGUCCAGCAUAUCCUACAGAACUAGUAUUUGCUUUGGAUAUAUCCCAGGAUAUCACACUCCAGAUGUUUGAACAAAUGAAAAAGAUUGUUACAGAGACUGUGAACCAAACCAACAUCAGAGAGAGCAAUUGUCCUGUGGGAGCCAGAGUGGCUGUUGUGUCCUUCAGCUCCAACACCAAUUACCUCAUCCGCUUCACAGAUUUCCAGAGCAAGAACAAGUUGCUGCAGGAGCUCAAUAGACUUUCUUUCCAGAGAACAACCAACAGACGGGACAUUGGUGGGUCCAUGAGGUUUGUUGCCAGGCAUCUCUUCAAGCGAACUCUCCAAGGUGCUAAUGUGAGGAAAGUUGCUGUCUUCUUCAGCAAUGGAGAGUCGGACCAUCCAAGUUCUGUCAAUACAGCACUCCUUGAGUACAGCGCCUUAGACAUUGUUCCAAUCAUCUUAGCAUUUAGUAACAUAACUGAGGUCAAUCGUGCUUUUCUGAUGGAUGAUUCUGGACAAUUUCAAGUCAUCACCAUUCCCACCAGGGGAGAUUACUCACCAUUUUUGAAAAGAUUCCAACUGUGCACACUUUGCUAUGAUAAAUGCAAACCAGAUGCUGUCUGUGGACAUACCAGAAGAACCAGACCACCAUGGGAAUAUGUGGAUGCUGCUUUUGUUUUGGACAGCUCAAGACAAAUAAAUCCUGAUGAGUUUAAGAAACUGAAGGCAUUUCUAAGCAGGGCUCUGGACCAUUUUGAUAUUUCCUCUCAGCCUGCAACUUCUUCUGUAGGUGACCGGGUGGCUCUGGUGAGCCAUGCUGCACCAGCAUUCAAACCAGAAAACCAGGUGAUGCCUGUAAAGAAAGGAUUUGAUUUAGUGACUUUCAAUACAACAUGGUUCAUGAAAAAAUAUAUCCAGGAAUCUGUUCAACAAUUGGAUGGUGGGGCGGCUGUUGGCCAUGCUAUCCAGUGGACAAUUAACCACAUUUUUUCAUAUACUCCAAACCCAAGGAAACACAAGGUCAUCAUUGUUAUAUCUGUGGGCGGAACAAGUCAAUGGGAUAAAGCAGUGUUAAAGAAAGUGUCUUUGAGAGCCAAGUGUCAAGGCUAUGCCUUGCUGGUAGUUUCUGUGGGACAGACCUACAACAGCACAGAACUUGAAGAGCUGGCAAGUGACCCCUUGGACCAGCACCUGGUUCAGCUUGGCAGAAUUCACAAGCCUGAAUUAAACUAUGCCAUUAUGUUCCUGAAACCCUUUCUACAUUUUCUUUGGAAUGGAUUCAACAGCUAUCCACCAGCUGAACUUAGAACAAAAUGUCAUAAGGUCAGCACUAAAAAAUCAAGAUACGUUUUGAGGCGUCACAGUCACAAAUGAUUGACAGAAGAUGAUAUGAACUGGCACAUACACAGAUGCAAAGAAACACAACUUUUUCUUUUGUCAAUGGGUAGAAGGAAGAAUUAUGUUUAUAAUAGUGUCCACUUGUCCCUUUCAAUGAUGUAUAGAAUUCUAGGAACUUCAGAAGAAACAAGAUGUAAUAUAUAAAAUCUAUGGAGUGAUUGUGAUUCUUCUCACCUUUUUAAAGAAAAUCUUUCUUUUUCAAGGUUAACACAGUCAUGUCUUCUGGACAUUGCUCCUGCCUUAAUUCUUUAUAUAUGUUCAGAGAUAUAAUUGAAUAAGUCAAUGUCCAUUCAUAUGCUAUUUCAGCUUUCUUUUGAACAUGUGAAUGGGGUAUGGCUGAGAAAUGUGUGCAUCACAGCUACUAUA
Candoia aspera is the source of this 6960-nucleotide messenger RNA. Its product is annotated as collagen alpha-6(VI) chain-like. The transcript has 36 exons. The record is from RefSeq and is a predicted model, not a curated record. Bases 1 to 6570 code for a protein of 2189 amino acids. Lineage: Eukaryota; Metazoa; Chordata; Lepidosauria; Squamata; Candoiidae.